GAAGAGCUAGUUUAUAAUAUUUAUUAUAACAGGGGACAUGUAGGUGUUCUAUUUACCUACUUAGUUUGAUAAUAGGGUAUACUGUCUUAUCAGUUGUUAUGAGUGAGCGUGCAGUGAUAUUAAUUCUCAUGUCUUGAAUAAACAACAUCAUUGUGUGUUAGGCAACGAAACAAGUUAGUCGAAUGUGUGUUACAAAAUGACUAAAGGUUCAGUGAACAAGGAUUUGACCUCUGAGAGGGCUAAAUGUGACUUUAAUGUGGAAGAGUUAACCAAUUAUUUGGAUGGUGGCAAAGAAAGUACUACAAGAAGACGGCGCAUAGAGGACAAAGUGCUGAGUGUAAAGGAACUUAGAGAUGUGAUACCUGAGGAGUAUUUAAGCCAUAAAGAAAAGUAUGAAAAUGCUAUACGUAAAGCGAUAUUGUUUUACAAGGUUCAGAAAACUUUGGAGGACACCAAACUGUCCGAACAAGAACGCAUCAGAUAUAACUCCAGGAACAUGAUAUCGACAGCAGUCUUCAAGGACAACACGCCUUUAGCGUUGCACUUUAUAAUGUUCAUUCCAACCAUCAUUGGUCAAGCUAGCGAUGAACAGAGAGAGUAUUGGUUGAAGAGAGCCAAGAAUAUGGAAAUUAUUGGCACUUAUGCUCAGACGGAAUUAGGUCAUGGUACGUUUAUACGAGGCUUGGAGACCACGGCGACUUAUGAUUCUGCUGCUGAGGAGUUCAUUCUUCACAGCCCCAGCGUCACAGCAUACAAAUGGUGGCCCGGUGGCUUGGCCCACACAGCAAACUACUGCGUUGUAAUGGCGAACCUUCUAAUCAAGGGUAAGAGUUGUGGAAUCCAACCAUUUAUGAUACAAAUACGAGACGAAGAGACACACAUGCCUUUGUCGGGAAUCAAAUUAGGCGAAAUCGGAGCUAAACUUGGAUACAACACUGUCAAUAAUGGAUUCUUGGGCUUUGACAAUCAUAGAAUACCGAGAGAUAGAAUGCUUAUGAAGAAUGCUCAAGUUUCGAAAGAUGGCACAUUCACAGCUGGGGCCAACAGCAAAUUGACGUACGGUACCAUGGUUUAUGUGAGGGUUAUAAUUGUCAAUAAUAUGGCGAACUUGUUGGCAAGAGCGGUCACAAUCGCUGUCAGAUACUCUGCGGUUAGAAGACAGUCGAAGCUGAAGCCUGAGGAACCUGAACCACAAAUAUUAGACUAUGUAACCCAACAACACAAGCUGUUUAUCGCUAUAGCUACCAGCCACGCAUAUUCCCGUACGGCGAUGUGGCUUUGGAAUCUUUACAGUAAAGUUACCACUGAGUUGAAUGAUGGAAAAUUAGACAAUUUGCCUGAGUUACAUUCUCUGGCGUGUUGCUUGAAAGUGUUGAGUUCAGUUGAUGCCGCUGUAUUUGUUGAGAGAAGUCGACUGUCCUGCGGUGGACACGGAUAUAUGCUAUCGUCCAAUCUGCCACAAACUUAUGGUGUCGUAACUGCUGCCAGUACUUAUGAGGGAGAAAAUACUGUGCUUCUGCUGCAAACUGCGAGGUCUCUAGUAAAAGCAUGGCAACAGAUGCUGGGCGGUAAGCAGUUAGCGCCAUCUAUGCAGUACUUGUCUGAUAAAAGACAGAUAGAUCGAUGGGAUGGAUCAGUUGAUGGUAUCAUUAGGGCUUUCCAAAAAGUAGCCAAAGGAAAAUUAGCAUCGAGCGUGGCUUGUUUUGAAAAGUAUCAGAAAAAGGGGUUAUCUUCUGAAGACGCAUGGAACAAGGCCUCUGUACAAUUGACUGCUGCUGCCGAAUCCCACGGUCGUGCAGUAGUCGUGGAAGUGUUCAAGUCUGAGAUAGCUAGUACAACGACGUCGUUGUCACCGCCAGUAAGAAAGAUCCUUGAUCAGCUCGUUGAGUUGUUCACCUUAUACUGGGCGUUGGAGAGGCUAGGCGAUUUGUUAUUGUAUACUCCACUAUCGGAAACCGAUGUCGGAGAUAUGCGGACCAGAUAUGAAGAUCUCCUAGAGAAGAUCCGUCCCAAUUCUGUGGGACUGGUCGACGCUUUCGAUAUUAGAGAUGAGAUUUUAAAUUCUGCUCUGGGCGCGUACGACGGCCGUGUGUACGAUCGUCUGAUGGAGGAAGCCAUGAAAAGUCCUCUGAACGCGGAGCCAGUCAACAGCUCAUUCCACAAGUACCUCAAGCCGUUCAUGCAGGGGAAACUAUGAUUAACAUCUAUACACUAUGGUUUGGUCACAAAGUUAUAACAAAACACAAAAUAUUGUUAUUAUACACAUGAUUUUAUAUUGUUUAUUUUGUUGAUGAUAUUAAAAAAAUAUAUGC
Molecule: messenger RNA, 2312 nt
Organism: Achroia grisella
Lineage: Eukaryota; Metazoa; Arthropoda; Insecta; Lepidoptera; Pyralidae
Product: probable peroxisomal acyl-coenzyme A oxidase 1
Exons: 13
Coding region: 197-2197 (666 amino acids)
Biological process (GO): fatty acid beta-oxidation using acyl-CoA oxidase; lipid homeostasis
Cellular component (GO): peroxisome
Molecular function (GO): fatty acid binding; acyl-CoA oxidase activity; FAD binding
Source: RefSeq, a predicted model, not a curated record